Messenger RNA from Cololabis saira (Pacific saury), 771 nucleotides. RefSeq lists its product as uncharacterized. The record is from RefSeq and is a predicted model, not a curated record. Bases 1 to 771 code for a protein of 256 amino acids. NCBI's taxonomy places the organism in Eukaryota, Metazoa, Chordata, Actinopteri, Beloniformes, Belonidae. The transcript has 7 exons.
AUGGCUCUCAAGUCUCACGCAUUGAGCGUGACUGGAUUUGAUCCAGAGGAUCUGGCUGUGGAUGUUGGAUACUGGUUUAAGGAUAGCACCAACCGUAAGGGUUACCUGUCAGAAUUCUGUGAGUUCCAUGGAAGCGAGUACAUGGAAAAACUUCAACACAUUUCCAUUCGUUGGCUGAGCCUGGAGAGGUGUUUGACUCGCCUUCUGCAGCAGUAUGAGCCACUCACCAGCUACUUCAAGUCAUUAAAUGAGAAACAACCAAGGUUUAGAAGGCCGGUGGAUGCAUUUUCUAACCCAUUAACAGAGGUGUACCUCCUCUUCUACCAAGCAACAUUGCCAGCCUUCUCCACCUUAAACCUCCUACUCCAGAGAGAGAAGUCCUCAAUCUUCCUUCUACAUGAAGAGAUGACAAAGUUCAUCCGCAAGUUGUGUGCAAAGUUUCUGAAGCUUGCAGCACUGCAGAACCAAGGAGUUCAUGAAAUCCAAUACAAGGACCAUUCAAACCAACUGUUUCCUGAACUGCUUCCAUUCCACGGACCCCAAGAGCAUGAUCAGCUCAGGGAGGAGUUCCUGGACUAUCAACUGAUGGACAUCCCUAUGCCCCAAGACCCAGCCACGUUUGACACUGAGGCUUUCUGGGGGAAUAUGUCAUCACUGAAGAACAGGGUGACUGGUUUGAGCAGAUUUGGACGGCUGUCUGAGAUUGCCAAAUUGGAGUGCUUCCACACUCCAAUGCAGAUGCGGAGAGAGUGUUCUCCAUGGUGGGACUGA